Gracilinanus agilis (Agile Gracile Mouse Opossum) is the source of this 2702-nucleotide messenger RNA. Its product is annotated as zinc finger protein 345-like. The record is from RefSeq and is a predicted model, not a curated record. Gene Ontology annotation, biological process: regulation of transcription by RNA polymerase II. Gene Ontology annotation, molecular function: DNA-binding transcription activator activity, RNA polymerase II-specific; RNA polymerase II cis-regulatory region sequence-specific DNA binding. Bases 43 to 2124 code for a protein of 693 amino acids. Gene Ontology annotation, cellular component: nucleus. Lineage: Eukaryota; Metazoa; Chordata; Mammalia; Didelphimorphia; Didelphidae. The transcript has 2 exons.
GAAGACGUGAUCUCUUAUUUGGAGCAGAGAAAAGUCCCAUGGAUGCUGGAGCAAGAAAGCCUGAGGAGCUGCUGCCCAGAAGGUGAGAUCAGACCUGAAAUGAAGACAAAUCCAACAGAGGUGAGGCUUCCUGUGGAAGAAUUGGACCUACAAAAAUUCAUGAGUGAUGGUCCUGAUAACUUUGCUUUCAGAGAAUUCUGUGUUGCAUCUCAACAUUUAUCACAUAUUGAACAUCAAAGAAUGCACACCGAGGAAAAUUCUAGUGGAAAUAAUGAUUGUCGAAAGACUUUUAUGCACAGGGACAGUCUUGCUAGACAUCAGAGAAUCCACACUAAAAAGAGACCAUAUAAAUGCAAGAAAUGUGAAAAGACAUUCAGAGAGAGCUCCAAUCUUGCUGUCCAUCAGAAAAUACACACUGGGGAGAAACUUGAUGCAUGUAAGCAGUGUGGAAAGACUUUCCAACUGAACUCUCAGCUCGUUGAACAUCAGAGAAUGCACACUGGGGAGAAGCCUUAUCAAUGCCAGGAGUGUGGAAAGACAUUCAGCUGCAGCUCAACUCUUGUUGUACAUCAGAGAAUCCACACUGGGGAAAAGCUGUAUAAAUGUCAGGAGUGUGGAAAGACGUUCAGUCGGAGCUGCCGUCUUGCUGAACAUCAGAGAAUCCACACUGGGGAGAAACCUUAUCAAUGCCAGGAGUGUGGAAAGACAUUCAGUCGGAGCUCCCGUCUUGUUGAACAUCAAAGAAUCCACACUGGGGAGAAACCUUAUGAAUGCAAGCAGUGUGGAAAGACUUUUCGACUAAGCUCCCAGCUUGCUCAACAUCAGAGAAUCCACACUGGGGAGAAACCUUACGAAUGCAAGCAGUGUGGAAAGGCAUUCAGUUGCCGGUCCACUCUUGCGGUACAUCAGAGAAUGCACACUGGAGAGAAACCGUAUGAAUGCAAACAGUGUGGAAAGGCAUUCAGUUGCAGGUUUGCUCUUACUGUACAUCAGAGAAUGCACACUGGUGAGAAGCCAUAUGAAUGCAACCAGUGUGGGAAGGCAUUCAGUUGCAGGUCUGCUCUUGCUGUCCAUCAGAGAAUCCACACUGGAGAGAAACCUUAUGAAUGUAAGCAGUGUGGAAAAACAUUCAGUUGCAGCUCUCGUCUUGCUGAACAUCACAGAAUGCACACUGGGGAUAAACCUUAUGAAUGCCAACAGUGUGGAAAGGCAUUCAUUUGCAAGUUCGCUCUUGCUGUCCAUCAGAGAAUCCAUACUGGGGAAAAACCAUAUGAAUGCAAGCAAUGUGGAAAGACAUUCAGUUGGAGCUCCACUCUUGCUCAACAUCAGAAAAUCCACACUGGUGAGAAACCUUAUGAAUGCCAAGAGUGUGGAAAGACAUUUAGUCGGAACUCCGGUCUUGUUCAACAUCAGAGACUCCACACUGGGGAGAAACCUUAUAAAUGCCAGGAGUGUGCAAAGACAUUCAGUCGGAGCUCCCGUCUUGCUGAACACCAGAGACUCCACACUGGUGAGAAACCUUAUGAAUGCCACCAAUGUGGAAAGGCAUUCAGUUGUAGCUCCACUCUUGCUAUACAUCAGAGAAUCCACACUGGGGAGAAACCUUAUGAAUGUCAACAGUGUGGAAAGGCAUUCAGUUGUAGGUCUGCUCUUGCUGUCCAUCAGAGAAUCCAUACUGGGGAGAAACCUUAUGAAUGCCAGGAGUGUGGGAAGGCAUUCAAGUUGAGCUAUUCUCUUUCUGUUCAUCAAAGAAUCCACACUGGGGAGAAACCUUAUGAAUGUAAGCAAUGUGGAAAGACUUUCCGACUGAGCUCUCAGCUUACUGAACAUCAGAGAAUCCACACUGGGGAGAAACCUUAUCAAUGCCAGGAGUGUGGGAAGUCAUUCAGGUUGAGCUCUGCUCUUGCAGUACAUCAGAGAAUCCACUCUGGUAAGAGACCUUAUGGAUGUAAGCAAUGUGGAAAGACAUUCAUUCAGAGCUCUGCUCUUUGUGAACAUCAGAGAAUCCACACUGGGGAGCAAACUUAUGAAUGCCAGCACUGUGGAAAGUCAUUCAAUCGGAGCUCCAGUCUUGCUAAACAUCAGAAAAUCCACACUGGGGAAGAACCUUAUGAAUGCAGGUAGUGUCCAAAGACAUUCCAUCAAAACUGAUCUUGCUGUAUAUCAGAGAAUCCCCACUGGGGAGGAACCUUAAGAAUGCAGCCUAUGUGGAAAGAUGUUCACAUGCAGCGCCAAUCUUGCUGUUGUGAAGGAAACUUAACUCUCCCCUCUUCCUGGGGAAGCAUACCUGGCAUGAGCCUGACUUUGACUGAGAGGCAAGGAUUGCGUGAUGGAAAACAUUGAAUGAAUACAGAAUGACUGCUGGAAUAGGUUUGAGAAAUCAUAAGAAUGGGGCAGGGUGAUAUCUCCUGCAUUGCCCCCUGGACUUCCCCCCUUGGCUGCUGAGGCAAAAUAGAAUGCCACAUUUGACUCCUGAUAUGAGAUUUGUGAGAGUUAGUGGGUAGAAGAAAGAUUUGAUAAACUGAGGCAAGGGCAGAUUUUUCAGGCUCUUCUCUUCCAGUUUUGUUAAUGGCUGAACUUCCCUGUGAAUAUGGCAAGGGAACCCUAAUAGUGGCCACAGAACAGCAAGAUAAAUGGAGCAAUGAGGAAAGUAUCUCCUAUUUUUCCUUUUCCCCCUCCUACUUUAAAUAAAACUGAUUUAA